Molecule: messenger RNA, 1074 nt
Organism: Eimeria acervulina
Lineage: Eukaryota; Apicomplexa; Conoidasida; Eucoccidiorida; Eimeriidae
Product: Apicoplast glyceraldehyde-3-phosphate dehydrogenase 2, related
Exons: 4
Coding region: 1-1074 (357 amino acids)
Source: RefSeq, a predicted model, not a curated record
AUGAGGGUUUGUCUUUUGCUAUGUCUUGCCGCUGCUGGGGUCUGGAUAUCUGAGGGUUUGAAGCUCGGUGAAGCACCUCCUAAAGCCCUAAACCCUAAACCCUCAGCUGAUGCAGAGAGUCAUAAUGAGGGUUUAGUUGUGGAGGAAGAGCAGCAGCAGCUGCUGCUGCUGCAGGGAGCAGACAGCAGCGAGGAGAAGGACAAACAGCUGUGGGCUGCUGCAGCAGAGGCCCAGCUGCUUGCAGACACAGCAGCAGCAGCAGCAGCAGCAGCAGAAGUAGCAGCAGAGAACAACGAUGAAGAAGCAGUGCAGCAGUUUGCUGCUGCUGCAGCAGCAGCAGCAGAUGAAGCAGAGGCGCUAGCAGCUGCAACAGAAGAAACCCAGCAGCCGCAGCAGCAGCAGCAAGAGCAGAAGCAGGAAGAAGAAGUACAGCAGCAGCAGCAAGACAAGCAGCAGCAGCAGCAGAAAGAACUGCAGCAGCAGCAGCAGCAGCAGCUGAAAAUCUUCGCCCCCCGCAAUUUUCGUUUCGCUGAUCCAUCGAGCGGCAAAACCCUCAACGUUUAUUUCCACAAUGCAUUCGAACCGUUUGAGGGUUUAAGCUGCUCUUCGCUGAGUGAAGCACCUUCAAUAUGCGUUCAGCACCCGCGGUGUUAUGUUGCUGAGGGUUUAGAAUCUUCAACUUGUUUGUUAUCAUCUUCAUAUUUAUCUCUUGCUGCUUCAUCUCUUUGUUCUCGAGCUGAGCAUACACCCGAAGCUGCGCAUACACCCGAAGCUGCGCAUACACCCCAGGGCCUCCCCCCGCUCUCUGCUCAAGAACUUAAAGCUGUUGCAGCAGAUUUAUUUAAAGAGUUUGGCGUUGAGUUCGAACCCCUCUUCGCUGUCUUACAACAAAACACUGAAGACAAUCGCAGCAGCGUCUGCGCACUUGUUCAGGAGUUAGCAAGGGAGUUGCUGCAGACGGAGCGCAAUGUACAGCCAAUGCCUGAGCGUGCAGAGCUGCACAUCCUAAACCCUAAUGAGGAGACAGCAUUAAGAGCUGGGUCUGGGGUUUUGUGCGGAUCGAAGAGGGUUUAG